UUUCUCUUGUCGCUGGCGCUGGUAAAAUUCCAUCUUGGUGACCUUAGCAGGUCAUCAAAAUGAUGAUGAGUUACUGUUGACUUUUAAGACUAAGUUGUGAAUGAUUGAAGUGUGUCGGGGCCUGAUGACCCGUCCCACGGAGGAUUUCAGCAGGCAGCAAAUAAUGGCGGCAGUUAUGGGGGAUCCCGGACUCUCCAAAUUGCAGUUUGCCCCCUUCAGCAGUGCCUUGGAUGUUGGAUUCUGGCAUGAGUUGACCCAGAAGAAGCUGAAUGAGUAUCGGUUGGAUGAAGCUCCCAAGGACAUUAAGGGUUACUACUACAAUGGUGAUUCUGCUGGGCUGCCAGCUCGCUUAACAUUGGAGUUCAGUGCUUUUGACAUGAACGCUCCCACGCCAGCCCGCUGCUGCCCGGCGGUUGGAACGCUGUAUAACACCAACACACUCGAGGCUUUCAAGGCUGCAGAUAAGAAGCUACUUCUGGAACAAGCAGCAAACGAGAUCUGGGAAUCCAUCAGAUCGGGGGCUGCUCUUGACAACCCUGUCCUCCUCAGCAGGUUCCUCCUCUUGACAUUUGCGGAUCUAAAGAAGUACCACUUCUACUAUUGGUUUUGCUCCCCCGCUCUCUGCCUUCCAGAGAGUAUACCCCUCAUUCGGGGGCCAGUGGGCUUGGAUCAAAGGUUCUCACCGCCACAGAUUCAAGCCCUUGAACGAGCAUAUGAUGAUCUUUGUCAAACAGAAGGAGUCCCAGCAGUGCCUUACUUCUUAAUCAAGUAUGAUGAGAACAUGGUGCUGGUUUCCUUGCUUAAACACUACAGCGAUUUCUUCCAAGGUCAGAGGACCAAGAUAACUAUUGGUGUAUAUGAUCCCUGUAACUUAGCCCAGUACCCUGGAUGGCCUUUGAGGAAUUUUUUGGUCCUAGCAGCCCACAGAUGGAGUAGCAGUUUCCAGUCUGUUGAAGUCCUCUGCUUCCGGGACCGCACUCUGCAGGGGGUGAGAGACGUCACCCACAGCAUCAUCUUCGAAGUGAAGCUUCCAGAAAUGGCAUUUAGCCCAGAUUGUCCCAAGGCAGUUGGAUGGGAAAAGAACCAGAAAGGAGGCAUGGGACCAAGGAUGGUGAACCUCAGCGAAUGUAUGGACCCUAAAAGGUUAGCUGAGUCAUCAGUGGAUCUAAACCUCAAAUUGAUGUGUUGGAGAUUGGUCCCUACUUUGGACUUAGACAAGGUUGUGUCUGUCAAGUGUCUGCUGCUAGGAGCUGGCACCUUGGGUUGUAAUGUAGCCAGGACAUUGAUGGGUUGGGGCGUCAGACACAUCACAUUCGUGGACAAUGCCAAGAUCUCCUAUUCCAACCCUGUGAGGCAGCCUCUGUAUGAAUUUGAAGAUUGCCUGGCGGGUGGUAAGCCCAAGGCCCUGGCUGCAGCAGACCGGCUCCAGAAAAUAUUCCCCGGAGUGAACGCCAGAGGGUUCAACAUGAGCAUCCCCAUGCCGGGACACCCAGUGAACUUCUCCAGCGUCACCCUGGAGCAGGCCCGCAGGGAUGUGGAGCGGCUGGAGCAGCUCGUCGAAGGCCAUGAUGUCGUGUUCCUGCUGAUGGACACCCGGGAGAGCCGAUGGCUGCCCGCCGUCAUCGCCGCGAGCAAGAGAAAGCUGGUCAUCAAUGCUGCCUUGGGAUUUGACACAUUUGUUGUCAUGAGACAUGGCCUGAAGAAGCCUAAGCAGCAGGGAGCCGGGGACUUGUGUCCCAGCCACCCUGUGGCACCUGCUGACCUCCUGGGCCCAUCACUUUUUGCCAACAUCCCUGGCUACAAACUUGGCUGCUAUUUCUGCAAUGAUGUGGUGGCCCCGGGAGAUUCAACCAGAGACCGGACCUUGGACCAGCAGUGCACUGUGAGUCGUCCAGGACUGGCCAUGAUUGCAGGAGCCCUGGCGGUGGAGUUGAUGGUUUCUGUUUUGCAGCAUCCAGAAGGGGGCUACGCCAUUGCCAGCAGCAGUGACGACCGCAUGAAUGAGCCUCCAACCUCUCUCGGGCUUGUGCCUCACCAGAUACGAGGAUUUCUGUCGCGAUUUGAUAAUGUCCUUCCUGUCAGCCUGGCAUUUGACAAAUGUACAGCUUGUUCUUCCAAAGUUCUUGAUCAGUAUGAACGAGAAGGAUUUAAUUUCCUGGUGAAGGUGUUUAAUUCUUCACAUUCCUUCUUAGAGGAUUUGACUGGUCUUACGUUGCUGCAUCAAGAGACCCAGGCUGCUGAGAUCUGGGACAUGAGCGACGACGAGACCAUCUGACGCGCCCCCCGCCCUGGCUGCCGGCCCACCGAGGGGCUCUCAGUCUCCGGAGCAGGACGCCGCCCCCAGGACCGGUGAUUCUGGGCCCCGGGCCCCUCCAACCUUUGUGGUCCCCUCAUCUCCAUACCUUAAGGACUGGGGCCCUUCCUCUGCUGCCCGGGAGCUUCUCCGUUUCUUAUGAUUCAUGGUCCCCCCAGUUCUCAGCUAAAUAAUAACCUUGGCUUCGGCCUCGCCAGUGAUCUGGGACUUGGUUCCCUCCACGAGCAGUUCUUUCUUCUUGUUGUCACAAGCCUUUGGCAGUCAGGCUCCCGGGAUUCUCCUGGCCAGGACCCCCAUGGGGUGGAACGAGGACGGGGAGGAGUUGGCCCAACACAGAGCAGGUAGGGAAGUGAGAAGUCAGCGCCUUGCGGCAGCCAUCGCAGAGGCAGCGCCACAAAGCCCACAGAGGGGCCCCAGGCACGUGUGAGCGCUGGGGUCCUCGUCAGUGCUCGUCAGCUUGGCCUGCGAGCGGGGGAGGCAGGAGAGCUGAGCCACGUGCAGGAAAGAAGGGACCGAACUUGUCCCUGUGAGCCCAGACCCCCGCUGAGGACGGAGUCUGCUGCCCAGACAGCUCCUCCACCUGCGGGCCUGUUCUCAGCCGCGGGCUCAGGGGAGGACACAAGUGUCUGCUGCUUUGGGCUGGUAGCAGGGCCCAGGGACAGAUCCUCGAAGCUGCCUGCGUGGGGCCCCUCCUGCCUGUACAGGACACCCGAGGCUCAGAGAAGACUUCAGACCCCACGUGAGAGCCUGCUCUCCUGCCGCAAGCAGGGGCGGCUGCGCCUCUCGUCCCAGGCUCCUCCCUGGUGGUGGCCUGGAAGGCCCGACUCCGUGUGGGCUGGAGUCCGUGGUGUGUCUGCCUCAGCCUGUGGCCAGGUGUCCAUCAGGGGUGGCCGGAGGGCUCUGCCAUGGGCCCCUCAGGCUGAUCUGCCUCCUCCUCCUGGGUGAGCAUGUCCGUGCCAGCCUCCUCCUCCUGGGUGAGCAUGUCCGUGCCAGCCUCAGAGCUGGGCGUGGAACCCGGGACAGGGGCCCUUUCCACACUUUUAUUUCUGUGGUGUCAUCCUUUGUCUUGGGCCUGGAACCAAAGUCAGAAUUGAGUCUGAGUCGUACAAGAGUUGGAUUUCUGUAAGUUAGGUUUUAAAUGACGUUUCUCCUAGAGAGUUAAAAUUACAGCUUUCCAGCCUGUGUGGGGCUUAAAUCGGAGGCCACCGUACAAAAGGGCAGGGCUGCUGAGCCUGCCCCACCCUCUCCGGGGCUUCAAGCGAAGGCCCCGCCCAGCCUGGCUCUGUCACUGCAGGACCCAAGAAUCACACAUACAGUCUGUGGUUUAAGAGCACUUUAUUAUUGUUCUUAAGGCUACUUUUAAGUACAAAAAAAAGAUGGCCUGCCAAACCUUUUUUUUUUCUUCUUCUUCCAGGAAAAACAGGCCACAGAGAAUGGUAUAUUACAGAUUUACAAACAUGGAGAGAAUGGUCAGAACGCACUGCAGAUGGCGUGGCUCUGUGAAGAACCUCUCUGUGCCCCCCGAGGCCUGGGAGUGUCCCUUCCUGGUGACCGUUUGGUUUCCUGCCCGAGGCCCCUCCCAGGUGCUGCCUAUCCCAGAUAGGUCAGCGCACCAGGGACCCGGCCCUCAGUGCCACCGUCCCUCGCAAAGCGAUGGCCUCGCUGGUGGAUGCGGGCAUGCGAGGAGCCCGUUCUGCACAGAGCCGCCGGCAGUGGGGUUGUUUUCCUGGGGCGACGCUCAGUAGCCUGUAGCAAUAACAAACUAGUGGCUAUUAAGGCAGAUGCAGUGUUCUCAUAGAAUAACUGUGUUCCUGCACUUUUACAGACAAAUCUACGACAAAAAAAAGAUCAACUUUUUUUUUUCCAAACAACAAAAAAAUAUGAAUGAUUACAAUAGGAAAGGGAAAAAUUAAAUAGCUACAUAUCAUUAACAAAUUAAUUGUUCUUCAAAAAAUACCUACAAAUUUCUCUGUACAUUCUUUACGCACAGCGUAAUGAUGGUCUUAAAGUUACCUAUAUAAAAAAAGUGUUCUCAACGAUUUUUCCUACAGAAAAUAUAGGGGCCUGAAUGCAGAAGCCUGGAAGCCCAGUUAAGUGGGAGGGAAACAUGUGCAGGGGCCAAAGGGGGAGGCUUUCCUCCCGCCUUUUCAAAUACCUACAGCCACCCUGUGGCCACAAGAGCCCAUCCUCCUGCCUGUUCACCCAAUGCCAACGAGCGAACCUGUACUUUUCUCAUACUGACAACCAGCCUCGAGAGCUCCGGUGAGUCCACGGCGCCUCGCAGGUGAGGUGGUCGUGCCCGAGUCACCUGGCCAGGUGACCCCACUGCUCAAGCCCUGUGGUGGGCAAGGCUGGAAGGUAGUAGCACAGGGGAGGGGCAGGGGCAUAGAAACGUUUACCAGAAAGAAGAGCAGCUGUCGAACAUCCACAGCUGGGUCUGUCAUGCUUUCUUCUGCACCUAAUCUCUAGUUAGUAGCUAUUACUAUAGCAAACGAUAAUAAAUGCAGUAAUAACUGUAUAAAGUCAGAGGAAUGUAUACUGCCUUGGCCCCAGCGUACGAGGAAGCAUACAAAACACCAUCUCACAGAUUGUCAGGAAUCUGCUGUUCAGCCAAGAGUUCAAAGGGAGCAGUUUCUACAUCGAGGGAAGUUGGAAGACGCAAGUCCCAACUCCCCUGGGAGCGAGUUAAGAAGCAGACAGGGAUGCAAAAAGUAACUGUCAGCCUGCAGCCACAACUCCAGCAUCCUCCUCUGCAGCUGAUCAGCCACUCGCCCGCCCGUGUCCAGGGCCUGCCAGGGACCGACUGGCCCCCACGCUACUUGCGAGUAACGUGAAUAUGAAACACAAAUCUUAGAGUACAACUGUACCAGCAGUAAGUAUAUCUAGGACUGUAACUGACAAAAAUAAACGAAUUCUGAAAAGAAGCUAGUAAGUAUUAAGCUUUUUGUUUACUGUCUAUACAGUUAAUAGAAACCAGCUAUUUUUAUCCAUUAAAACAUGCAUCACGUUUAAAGCACUACAAAAUCCUCCAACUUCAGCUCUAGUCUAACAAACUGCAGUGUUUAGAAAAGGUAAAAUGCCCGUGAUUGGUAGGGUCUGCAGUCCAGUUGCAAGCACCUGAAAA
Messenger RNA from Physeter macrocephalus (sperm whale), 5438 nucleotides. It is a transcript of the gene ATG7, whose product is annotated as autophagy related 7. Gene Ontology annotation, biological process: protein modification by small protein conjugation; piecemeal microautophagy of the nucleus; autophagy of mitochondrion. The record is from RefSeq and is a predicted model, not a curated record. Gene Ontology annotation, molecular function: Atg8 activating enzyme activity; Atg12 activating enzyme activity. NCBI's taxonomy places the organism in Eukaryota, Metazoa, Chordata, Mammalia, Artiodactyla, Physeteridae. The coding region runs from base 101 to 2275 and encodes 724 amino acids. The transcript has 19 exons. Gene Ontology annotation, cellular component: cytoplasm; phagophore assembly site.